Pollicipes pollicipes is the source of this 1983-nucleotide messenger RNA. RefSeq names its product DBH-like monooxygenase protein 1. Gene Ontology annotation, biological process: dopamine catabolic process; norepinephrine biosynthetic process; octopamine biosynthetic process. The transcript has 4 exons. Lineage: Eukaryota; Metazoa; Arthropoda; Thecostraca; Pollicipedomorpha; Pollicipedidae. Gene Ontology annotation, molecular function: dopamine beta-monooxygenase activity; copper ion binding. Gene Ontology annotation, cellular component: secretory granule membrane. The coding region runs from base 1 to 1983 and encodes 660 amino acids. The record is from RefSeq and is a predicted model, not a curated record.
AUGGUCGCCCACACGAGGCCCUGGCUGGAGGUCGUCUACUUUGCCGGGCUGUCGCACCACGCCGUGCUCGACUCGGCCGGCCGCGUGCUGCUCUGGUGGCGACCGAUCGACGGCGGCGUGCUCUUCCGGCUUCAGGUGGACGCGCUGGGAUAUGUGGCGCUGGGUGUCUCGCCGGGCGGUGGCAUGCGCGACGGCCGCAUCGAGCUCUGGGACCUGCACGCCACCGGCGAACAGCGGCCGCUCCGCGACGCCCAGCAGGACGUGCGCCUGCUGCACGCCUCGCGCAACGGCACGCACACGGACGUGCUGUUCGAGCGCCGCGACUCGUGCGACGAGCAGGACGUGCCGCUGGCGCUGGACGCGGCCGUGACCGUGAUCUGGGCGUACGGCCUCGAGCCGGCCGCCGACGGCGACUGGCUCACCUACCACGGCGCUCGGCGCGGUUCGAAGCUGCUCAACCUGCACCGUCCCGGCGGCACCGAGUUCGAGCCGGGCACGCCCUACCUGGACAUCGUGGCGCCGGCCGUCCGGCUGCCCGACGACGCGCGCACCAUGUACUAUUGCCGCAUCACCAAGCUGCCCGCCUUCCCGCGCAAGGUGCAUUUCAUCGGCUUCCAGGGCCUGAUCCAGCCGGGCAACGAGGGCUUCGUUCACCACAUCAUCGUAUACGAGUGCACGGUGCCCGAGUGGCGACGGGACGCGUUUGAGCGGUACGUGAGCGGGCAGCAGGGCGCCCGCUGCUACAGCCCCAACAUGCCGGUGGACUGGGGUCGCUGCGGCCACAUCCUGGCCGUGUGGGCGGUGGGCGGCAGCGGUGAGCGCCUGCCGCCCGGCGUGGGCAUCCCGCUGCGCGAGGAGUACGGCGGCGCCACCUACGUCAUGGCCGAGAUUCACUACGACAACCCGUCGGUGCAGGCGGGCGUGGUGGACAGCUCGGGCGUGCGCCUGUUCUACACUGAGCAGCUGCGUGACAGCGAGGCCGGCCUGCUCAACGUGGGCCACGACAUCGCCGUCACGCAGCUGGUGCCGCCCGGCCAGGCCGAGUACGUGGUGAACGGCCUCUGUCAUGCCAGCUGCACGCGCCAGUGGCUGCCGCCGGGCGGCGUGCGCGUCUACUCGGUGCUGCUACACUCACACCUGGCCGGCGUGCGCAUGCGGCUGCGCCACGUGGCCGCUGACGGCGCGGAGCUGGCGCCCAUCGCCGAGGAUCGCGCCUACGUCUUCAACUACCAGCAGACGCGCACGCUGACCGAGCCGGUGCUAGUGCAGCCCGGCGACCAGCUGCUGCUCGAGUGCGUGUACGACACGCGCCAGCGCGGCAACGUCACGUUCGGCGGCCUGAGCGCCGAGAACGAGAUGUGCCUGGCGUUCGUGAGCUACUACCCGCGCGUGCCACUCACCAUCUGCUGGAGCUCCCCCGACAUGGGCCACACCAUGCAACAGCUCGGCAUCGAGGCCGCCAACGCCUACGGCAUGGAGCUGCCCGUGCGCCGCGCGGGCGAUAUGAUCCAGCAGGUGAUCAACAACCUGGAGAGCUUCGCGCGCGCCGAGUGGGACCUGUCGGCGCCGCUGGCCGCGGACGGCGCCGGCGAGAGCGUCGUUGACGAGACGGAGCGCCAUCUGUACCAGGUGGCGCUGCAGGACCAGCGCAUCAUGAGCGAGCUACAAGCGGACAACAUCAGCGCGCUGGAGGCGCUCGGCAUGCAGGACCUGCCCGAGGAGCUGCAAGACCCGUUCCUCAUCCUGAAGGACAUCCUCGUCAUCCAGCCUGCGGUGUUUAAGAUGAGCACGCUGUUCCAGUUCCUGUUGCAGUACGGGUGGGACGCGGACGGCGUGCGCCGCUUGCAGGGCGCCGUCACCGACUACUACCGGCCCAAGUGCGUGUCGCGUGACGGCAAGAUCCGUACGAGCGAGCGCCAGACGCUGCCGAGCGUGCCACUCACCGGCGCGCCCGACGGCCCGGCCUCAGAGCGUCCCACGUGA